Molecule: messenger RNA, 490 nt
Organism: Carassius carassius (crucian carp)
Lineage: Eukaryota; Metazoa; Chordata; Actinopteri; Cypriniformes; Cyprinidae
Product: C-C motif chemokine 28-like
Exons: 3
Coding region: 33-359 (108 amino acids)
Biological process (GO): immune response
Cellular component (GO): extracellular region
Molecular function (GO): chemokine activity
Source: RefSeq, a predicted model, not a curated record
AAGCCUGGCGAUGAGGGCAGAACAGCCUUUAAAUGAGCUUUCCUCUGUUCAUUCACACUCAAUGCUGUUCAACCAUGGAGCUCAAAGCAACAUCUGUGCUGCUGCUCGUCUGCGUCACCUUCAUCAUCCUCACCAGCACUGAAGUGGAUGCCAUUCCCAGUUGUUGUCUGAGAGUUUCAAAGCACAUCCGUAAUGACCAGAUCCGUUCUGCUUACAAACAUAAGAUCCAGCACAAAUCUGGUGUCUGUGACAUCGAUGCAGUGAUACUAUACGUCGGAAAGAAGCAAAUCUGUGCUGAUCCCAGAGUCUUGAUUCGUAUGAAGAAACUCGAGAAGAAUCACAAACCCAAACGGACUUAAGCGAAGACUGAAUAAACAUCAUCAUCUGUUUUAUAAUGCAUGAAUCUACCAGCAGUUUCAGUACUUAUGGUUUGCAUAUUUUAAAAGUCAUUUUUUUACUACAAUAUACUGUAUAUAUUCUUUGUAUGCUC